AUGCGCUCCGUCCAAGUGGGCGAAGAUUCGUACUUUCUUCGCCCAGACUCCAUCGGAAUAGCUGAUGGCGUGGGUGGAUGGGCUACUCGACCGGGGGCUAAUCCAGCCAUGUUCUCACGACUGCUGAUGCACUUUUGCAGUGUAGAAUUGAGCAGGUUCGAUUGGCGACACGAGCAUCUCGACCCGGUAGAGGUGAUGCACCGAGCAUGGGAGCGCUGCGUCAGGGUCGCUCGACGAGAGGGUAUCCUCGGCUCUACCACUGCCCUUCUGGCUCUCCUCCGCAAGGACGAGCUCCGAAUUGCCAAUCUCGGAGACUGUGUGUUGCUCAUUGUCCGAAAGGGGGAGCUCCUCUUCCGGAGUCAGGAGCAACAGCACUCCUUCAACUUCCCGGUCCAGCUAGGAAUGAUGCCAAGAAGGGACUGUGGUCGCUGGACGAUCAAGGUGCAAAAGGGCGAUAUUAUCAUCGUCGCCUCGGAUGGAUUGGUGGACAAUCUCUUCGAUGACGAUAUCAUCGAAGAGGUACAGCGCUUUGCUCCACCUCCUUCCUCUCCCGAUGAAGCUCUAGCCUCACGAGCAAAAGCCAUUUCUCAAGAUGCAAAGGCCAUUGUGAGCCCAUUUCAACAGAGGGCGACGGAAGAAGGAUUGCACUAUGUGGGAGGGAAACAUGAUGAUAUUUCGGUGCUCGUGGCGGUUGUUGGUGAGGCUGCUGCUGGAGGAGGAGGAGGAGGAGGGGGAGGAGCAGCUGGUGCGGAUGGUGGAGAGGGAGCAGAGGGUGGGGGUGGACUAGAGUUGCGAGCGAGAUGA
Microstroma glucosiphilum is the source of this 804-nucleotide messenger RNA. RefSeq names its product protein serine/threonine phosphatase 2C. The transcript has 4 exons. Bases 1 to 804 code for a protein of 267 amino acids. Lineage: Eukaryota; Fungi; Basidiomycota; Exobasidiomycetes; Microstromatales; Microstromataceae. The record is from RefSeq and is a predicted model, not a curated record.